AUGACCUUUCGAAAUAAACUGGCUCUUUCAAUUUUGUUAUUCAUAGUGGCAGUUUCAAUAAUCUCCUUUUACACGUCUAAGACCAGCAUUUACGCGGUAAUCAUUUCUCGUAAUGUUCCAAGGACGAGAAGUUCUUUUUCUUGUCACAAUGGAACGAAUUUCUCGCAUCUUAAUGUACAAAAAUUUGAACAAUGCUUAAAAUGGCGACGAAAUGAUGCGUUCUGGGCUGUCGAUAGUAUUCGACAUAAAGCAUUUCAAAAACUAUUAAAUUCUUCUUCGCUUAUUGUCGAGAUUGGAGGUAACACAGGAUUCGAUACAUCACGCUUCGUUAGCCUGUACAACUGUUCAAUCAUUAGCUUUGAACCAUUACCGGAAAUGUCCAAAAGUUUAAUGAAGAAAUUUCGAACAAAUCCAAAAGUUGAAAUACAACCGUAUGGACUAGGUAACCAUGCUAGAACAGUAGAAAUCGAACGUGCUGGUAAUCAAAACGAAGGUACGAGUAUUUUUCGAAAAUUAUCUUCGAAGAACUCCACAAAAAUCCAAUCAAUUCAAUUACUCGACUUCGUUCAAACGAUUGAAAACAUUCGAAAAACGAAAACCUCGAAUGGAAUCAUCGACAUGAUCAGUAUGAAUUGCGAAGGAUGCGAAUUUGAGGUUCUACCAGCGCUUGUUCUUAGCAAUCUCGCGCAAUACAUUCGUAUUAUACAAUUCGGGUCACACAUGGAGGUUUUUCGCGAAUCAUCAUGUAUCUACUGUCAGAUUCAGCAAGCUCUAGAAAAAACUCAUAAAGUCGUCUAUCAAUAUACAAUGCUAUGGGAAGCAUGGGCGAUUCAAACGAAUUUCUCUUCCAACACAUGA
Molecule: messenger RNA, 858 nt
Organism: Adineta ricciae
Lineage: Eukaryota; Metazoa; Rotifera; Eurotatoria; Adinetida; Adinetidae
Source: the annotation of a GenBank genome assembly